This is a messenger RNA of Neoarius graeffei (lesser salmon catfish), 5848 nucleotides long. It is a transcript of the gene airim, whose product is annotated as AFG2 interacting ribosome maturation factor. The record is from RefSeq and is a predicted model, not a curated record. The coding region runs from base 199 to 807 and encodes 202 amino acids. Lineage: Eukaryota; Metazoa; Chordata; Actinopteri; Siluriformes; Ariidae. The transcript is spliced from 4 exons. Gene Ontology annotation, cellular component: nucleus; cytoplasm.
GAAGUACCACAUGGGCUCGCACGUGCUGAGGAGACGUAUACAGUAAGAAAGUAGUGAAUGAUGGAUAUUCGAUCCGUUAUAUAAUGUAGCUCAUAUUUACAUUCACAUGGAUUAACAGUGAUAGUCGUGUUAGUGAUAUAAAAAUAAUGGUGACAGCCGUUUAAUCACUCAGUAGUUUUUGCUGAAAGUGUGGUCAUUAUGACUCAGGCAGCGGUAGUACAGCUGCACCAAGAGCUCAGGAAAUGCUUUCAGAGUGUGAAGGAGAAUCAGAGUGUUUGGAAGAGAGUGCUGGAGGAGUGUACACCUUUAGUGAGUUCCUUAGGGAACCUAGGAGAACAGCUGAGGGCGCUAAAGAGCGUUCAGAUAGUCCACACUCCACUGAGGACUUUUCCAAACCUCCCAGAGCGCCUUCAGUACAAACUACUGAACUCUGCAGACACAGUCCUGAGGGAGUUCAGUGAGAAAGUAGAUGCUCUUGGCUUAGUGCGAGAUUCAGUCUGUAAGCAGGUGGCUGCUGUUUUCCAGCUGUAUGAACAAAACUCGGACGUCCUUCCUAUUAGCACAUGUGUGAUGAGAUGUGCUCUCUCCCCAUCUAUCGCUGACAUGCUGGAGUGGCUGCAGGACACAGAACGCUACUAUCGGAUACAAUACAUCCAGAGGAAGAACCUGUUACAGCUGCUGAAGCCCGAUGAUCUCACGCUUCUAGAGACAGCACCAAAGAGAUGGACAUCUUUAGAUUCACCUCGAGAAGAAGAAAGAAUUUCAGAUGCACUCUUUCAAGUGUCCUUCUUCAUGGAAUCUGAUUAAGUAACAUUUUAAUGGAAUCUGUGGAUUUCGCCUCAUCUUAUGUCAUGUGUUUAAUGUCCUCGUUGGAAGAAAUGUAUCCCAGUGACGCUACGAGCUCAUAUAAUUACCAGAUGGAAACGCUGUUACACAAGUUGUGACGUAUAAUGUCUGGUCCUUAUCAUCUCAUAUUACAACCUCUGUAUGAACUUGCUUUCGGUAGUUUACAAGAAUUAAAUCGUAGUUUCUUCCUGUGAAGAAUUUCCAGCAGGAGCAUCACAACAUGCUCAGUCAAUUCUGUAUUUAUGGACUUACACAGGAUCACUGAGUUGUUUUGUUGUUGUUUUCAUGGAUUUCUACAGCUGUAGUGUUAUUAAUAAAUGCUGCAGACUGCUGGAAGGAUACUAAAAUAUCUGCACAUUUUUACAUUAACACACUUCCUAUGGUUUUAACGAAGUGAUUUUAUAUUCAUUCAUUCGUUCAGUCAGAGGAAGCAUGGUUAUGCAAUAACUAAUUUGGUUGCUUUACUUAAAGUAAUUGGCUUAUUUUGAUACAGGACAUAUCGGUGUUUUGCUUACAUCAUGUAUGAGGUUCAAGAAUAUGACAAAACAAAUUGCACAUUUCAGCUUGGUUUCAGACCAUUUUAAUUUUAUUUUAGAAGCAAACAUUUCACAAACACUGGAAUCAUUUGAAAAAUUCAAAAAAACGCAGAAAUUUGAGACAAAACAUAGGAAUCUUCUUUGGGAACACCACCAACAGAGUAAAAUUAACGUUGCAACAAUUAAAUUAAUAAAUAAGAAAUUAUUUAGAAAUACUCUAGUGCAGUUAUCACUGUACACGUCAUGAGAACAUCACAGUAGUGAAAAACAAUACAAAUAGUUAAAGCUACCUCUAAAACACUACAGGACAGCUGUCGGUCCAAUCCUAGAGCUUCCACUAUGUGUAUUUUACAUAACUGACCCUGUUGUACCCUUCUAUAAUCUCCAUUCAAGUUUUAUAGAAAUGCCAUUGCUUGCCUUCUACAUUAGACAUACUCCUUAAGAGGUACGCUGUUGGUGGUGAUGGGUUUCGGGGGAUCCAGUGGGGACGGCCUGGAAUUAGCAAAGCUGCGGCCCAUGUAGCCACGUCUGUAGUGUCCUUUCUCGAUGUAGGAGCAGGUGGUGCUCAGCACAAUGCCACUGAUGAUGAGGAUGACUGCGGCCGCCCAGCCCAGAUAGAUGGCCUGGCCCAGCUCGCGCUUCUUCUGGAUGGGAACGUUGGGGUUGUAGAAGUCCUGCACCACUGUGUUGGCUGUCCAGGACACGGGAAUGAGUACACACAGGCCUGUUAGGAUGAAGAGCACCCCGCCGGACAGCGCUAUGCCAGCCUUGGCAUGGCGAUCAUCCCCGGCGCAAGUGGUGCACUUCAUUCCGCAACAGGACACCGUGCAGGACAGCCAGCCCAGGAAAAUGGCCACACACAUGAGAGCGCGGGCCGCCUGAAUGUCUGGCGGCAGUGCCAGCAACGAGUCAUAAGUCUUGCAUUGCAUGUGCCCAGUGGUUUGAUAGAUGCAGUUCAUCCAGAUGCCCUGCCACACAAUCUCCGAAGUGAGGAUGUUGGGCCCAAUGAAAGCAGUGACCUUCCACUGGGGCAGCGCAGUCACAGCGAUAGCCAUCACCCAGCCAGUAACGGCACAGGUGAAGCUGAUCAGUUGCAUACCUGUAUUCACCAUGAUGCUACUGUCUCUGUACCACCCGUCGGGCCACAACCGGGACGACACUUUUUCUCCUGCUGCAGGUCUAGCUAGGGCUACUUGUCUGAUUCCUCUUCACUCCCUCCUCCAACUAUUCGUCACUUUCUGCCUUUCAGAUUCUCUUCAGGAAGCUCCUUUCUUGAAGAUUUCUUCAGACGAAUUAACACUUCUGUCCAAUCCUCGCAAAGUACAGGAGUUGCUUUUCAAAUGCUGUCUGCUGGUAUUCUCCUUCAGUUCUUUACCAUGCCGACUUUCUCCCUCUCUUUGAUGUAAUGAAUUAUUAAGAAACAAACCAGCGCUAUUGUUUGUUACAAGUCAGCCGUGGAAGACUCAAUCAACAGCGUGCCUGGAGAACCAAAGUUUAUCACUCGAAGGAGCAAGGAUGCUUUUCCCCCUUUCACGUUAAAAAAAAAAAAUCCAGCUUGUUACUGGAAUGAUAUUUUCUCUCCUGGUUUGGUGUUGCCUUACUCAGCUGGGUCAGGUAGAUUCAAUUUGAUACCAUACGGAACUACGAUUGAAGAUGGAUCUCAUCCAAGUGAACAUUUAAUCUCUACGCGCGCGCACACACAAAAAAACAGCUUUACAAAAAAAAUUAAGAUUGACGUCAGACAAAAGUAAAUACAAUGUCCACAAUCAUAAGGCUGAGAAUGUUAACAGUACAGUUAAACGGAAUGUUAACGGUGCUGUUAAACGGUACAAACGUUUUAGCUGAAACAGACUGGAGCCGGCUCAGAUAUGCAGGUGUGGAGAAGUGGAGGUCUUUCUAGUCUCCCAGGCUGUUGAGGGGAUCCUCUUGUGUGUUGAAGAGUAUGGUUAAUAGAAGCAGGAAUAUGCAGCCAGGACGCUGAGACUCAGGCCACUUGAGGACAGACAAAGACUAGAAGCUACUCUUCUGAACAAUAAAAUGGUGCCAAUCUGAUUGUCGAUCAGUCAGAGAUGCGAUCGUUUACUGAAAAACCUUAAACGUGUUUGGGAUGCCAGAUGCUGCCAUCUCUGGAAAACAGAAAACACUGGCUAAUAUCACUCUGUUCUUUACAAAUGAAUGUGUGGAGAGCCAGAGUGAGAGAGAGUGAAACAGGAGAGGGAGGGAGAGCACAUGAUCUGUAAAUGGAUUAAUUAGCACAAAGGCAAUCUAGGGGCCAUAAAAAUAACAGUUAAAUUUUCUCUGUGCAUUUAUUUUAAAUCACUUUAAAAUAAAAUAAUUUUAUUCAUUUUGUUAGCCAUAAAAAGUGACAAAUUGCUUGUAGUCAUUGUUGGUGAAUGUUUUCGUAAGACAAAUGUUAGAGAUGAGGACGUGAUCUGUAAAACAUGAUAAAAAACAAGCAACCUCUUGGAAUAUUUUAUGAAGAAAGGUAUGAAUUGUUAUUUCCAUUUAAACGUUGUCGUUUUCAAAAAUCUAUUUCAGGUUUAGCUUAUAAAUGGUUUUAAAAGUUUUUUUUUUAAAUUUGAUUAAAAUAGCUAACAGUUUUAUUUGCCAUUGUGAUCACUUUUUAACGACAAAAAAGUAUAAUCGUUUUACAAUUAGUAAUGAACAACUAACUCUGUAAAAUACAAAUCUAUCACAGAAUCCAUAUUUAUAAUAAUAAAUUUUUUUUUUUGCCAUUAUUUUUGAAUCAAGCGAAUGGCUUUUUGCGUGUGUGGGGCUCAAUUGUAUUCUCUCAGUUUUCUACGUGUAAAUAUCAGUGUCUCAGUUCAUGAAUUAUAUAUCAAGGAUACAAGAUCCCUGGUUCAAGUUUCCUUUUUUCAUGCAGACCCCCUCUCCUUGGCAACAGUGACCAUGACGACAGGACAGGAAUUGAAAUGAGCAGGGAGGAUCAGGUGCAGGUUGGGGGAAACACAAAAGACUGCAAAGACGGAAUGAUGGCAGAGAGAGAGCUUCGUUUGAGAAUCCGCAUACAAAAGGGCAGCAUGUAGUGAAACGUGGUUUAUUUCAACUGUUCACCUGUGUCACCGGCAUCAAACAGGAAAAUCACAUUACAGGUGAUGCCACUCAUAUUUAUGAUAUUAAUGAUCCAGCAAACCUUUUAAUAAGAUCAGAAGGAGGGUUACAAUUAUUCCACAAACGGUAUGAGUUGGUGAGUGUGACGUCCCAGCUUGCCUGUGCUGGGUUUGUCACGUUUCCAGUUCCGUUUGCCAGUGUUAUUGGCUCUGUGUUGUCUGUCUUUGGCCUGCAGGGGGAGCUUUCCAGUCCUAGUGACGUAGGCUAAUUGAUGGCGUGAUUGGGAGGUGGAUAAGUAUGGGCCUGGCAGUCUACCGGGGGUCUCUCCUACUCUCUCCUGGCGUUGGGGGGCCAGAGCGGGCUGCGCUUGACCCUUUUUUGCUUUACUUUUGGAAUACACUUCAUUAUGCUGACAUACACUACAGUUUUGCUUUAUCUUUCAUGUGCUGACUUUUGUAUAUAGUUAUUUUAUUUUACUUUAAUAAAUGUCUUUUGUUUACAGGUCAGACACUUUGUAAAGGAACAUAUUUCGGAUUUCCCAAUAAGACCACAAAAUUAUAACUUUUAUGAUACACUUCUCUUACAACCAAAUCCCAAACAUUUGAUUUCCCGCUUCGUCAUUACUUUUGAGACAUCAGCGAGUACUAGUUAUCUCAGGGAUACAUGGGAAAAAGAACUGGGAGUUCCACUGUCAGAUGAAAUAUGGGAGGAGAGCCUGUCCAAUGUAAGGAAGUGUUCUAUAAACUCUAGAUAUCGGUUAAUUCAAUUUAAAGUCAUGCAUAGACUGCAUUAUUCUAAAAUUAAACUUAAUAGAAUAUUUGAAUCGGUGUCUCCCAUGUGUGGUAGAUGUAACAGAGCCGAGGGUUCACUCGCACAUUUAUUCUGGUACUGUCCUGUACUGGACAACUUUUGGAGUGACAUAUUUAAUUGGUUCUCUAAGCAAUAUAAAACAAAUAUUCAACCAGACUGUAACCUGGCCAUUUUUGGUUCCUCUGAAAAGACAUCGACCCUUCCUUCCUACUGUAAGCAGGUUCUCAAAACAGGCAUGGUAGCAGCCAAAAAACUGAUAUUACUUAACUGGAAAUCUCCAUCUUCCCCAUGUUUUAAGAGGUGGCUCAACGAAAUGGUUUGGGUUUCUAGGAUGGAACAGAUUCGCUUUAGCAGAAGGAACUCACCAAAGUAUUAUGAAAAAGCAUGGAAACCAUUCUUGGAUUUACUUGAUGAGGCCUAAAUGACCAGUUUGUGAUUUGGGCUGCUGUGUGGGAUUGGUAAUAGUUUUAUUUCUGUAUUUUUCUUUGUAUUGACCAAGGUUCUGAUCUUUCUCUCAGGGUUUUUUUUUUUUGUUUUGUCUCUUUUUGUGUAUGUGUGGUUGUUCUGUGUCUUGAUUUGUUUUA